AUGUCGAUUUAAAUUUACUUUAAAGUGAGAUGUCAAACUCAAUUUAAACAAUAAGUAUAUAUUGUUGGUGAUCAACAAUCAAUGGGAAGAUGGAAUCCAUUAUAAGGAAUUAAACUUGAUACUGAUAGCGAUAUUUAUCCAUUGUGGAUAGGGACUUUAAUAGCGGAUUUCGAACCAAGUAAGUGUAAAUAUUACCUAAGACUAACUGAUUAAAUUUAAAGCAGCUAUUGUAGAAUCUGACAAAAUAAUAUGGGAAUCAACCGAAAAUAGAGUAGCCUAAGUAUGGUACCAAUCCUAAACAGUACUAUUUACAUUCGACUCAAGUCCUGUAAAAAUGAUAAAGAUUAAAUCCUUUUUCGACUACGAUUAAGAAUCUGACGUAGAAACUGCCUAUUUUAGUAUAUAUUGUUCUCUAUAAUACCAGGUGGAGCAAGAAGAAGAUAAUUAAAGACUGUUGUUAGCCCUUUGGAAUUCGAUUAUAUGAGCUCAGUAUAUAUUAAAAGAAUAAUUUAGGAUUCAGAAUCUGACAACAGCAAUAUUUCAUCGAUAUUUAUUGAGAAUAUUGAAGCAUAGAAUAAUCUCGAUAAUUUUGAAUGUCUUACUUGUUCGAACUUUGAAAGUCUUAUAAGUAAUUUAAAUGAAUGA
This is a messenger RNA of Paramecium pentaurelia, 645 nucleotides long. The record is from the annotation of a GenBank genome assembly. Lineage: Eukaryota; Ciliophora; Oligohymenophorea; Peniculida; Parameciidae.